AUGGAAGACGUCCCCGGAUGGAACGCAGGUCCACCACGGCGGCAACAGACGUCUCGCGCCGCCGCCGCCGGCCUUCACCUCGCCGCAACGGCGACUUCGCCCUCGCCUCUUCGUCCCAGUAGGUCUCUGGCAGAUCUGCGCACGCCCACGAUAGAUGAACCGCCCCUGCCGCCUCUCCCCCCGAGAUUCUACAAUCCAGACCUGCCUCCGUCGCCGCCUCCCCCCUACGAGGUUCGCCGGGCCCAGAGCUCGUCUGCCCUCUCGCUCGAUGCGUUACUCAUCGACGCCGCGGAGCCGGACGCGCCGCCAAAGAAGAAAUCCACGCUCGGUCAAAGGAUGCAUUUCACCAUGACCGGCCUCAUCAACAACCCCGUCGAGUCAAGCAGCCACUACAGCGUCAUCCGGCACUCCUGGCUGCCCGUCAUAUACAACGGGCCGGACACGUCCGUCUCGGUAACCAUCCUGUCGGACGCGCCCCUCCCAUCGAACAGGACGCUGUGGCUGCGGCAAAAGGGGCUCCUGGGAAAUAUGGGCAUGGCGCUCCAGGCAAUGACGAGCUUGAGAAGCGACUGGAUCGAGGUCACGCCCGCGCAGGAAGCCCAGGUGAAGCACAUCCCCGACCAGAAGGAGUGCGUCAUCCAGCGCGACCUUGAACGGUUCACGAGAAAAGCGCGGGACAAGCACAAGAGACACGUGCCCAGAGAGACGCACAUUGUCCGGAUCCCGGCCGCAGCAACGGACGGGUACUACUACCUGGUGGUCUGCGGGGGGAAGGAUGCCACCAAGGUGCUCUGCAGAUGCCCCGUCUUUCGCGUGGCGAGCAUGUCCCAGGACGCGGCGGUCGUCCGGGGCGCGAGCCUGAGCACCCUGCCGCUGGAAAUUGGCCUCAAGGUCGCCUCCACCGUCGGGACGCUCGUCGCCAAGAAGUACAUUGGCGUCGCCGGCGUCGUUGCCGAGAAGAGCGCCGGCAAGUACAUGGCCAAACAGUCGGUCAAGAAGGCCGCGACGGUGGCGGCCAAGAGCUACCACGGGCUCGGGGGCCCAGGGAUCCAACACGUCGUCAAGGAUAGCUGGAGGCGGCAACGGGCCGCCGGUGUGACGGCCGGGUACACGACCGAGCUGGCCGUCGCCGUCAUCGGCCCCGACGACGGCCCCGAGAAGCCGUUCCCCGUCAAGUUCGAGGGCGCGGUGGAACGAGGAACCGGCUCCUCGAGCGCAGAACUGGGCUUUCCGACCGCCAACUUGUCCGGCGUCCCGGACGCCGUCAGGACACCGCUCUCCGGCGUGUUCGCCGCCUGGGCGAGGCUUCUCCCCGGAGGGAGGAACGUACCCGACGGCCUCUCGCCGGACUGGCACCCGGCCGUCGUGACCAUUGCGCCUCCCCGCGGCGCCGCGCCCGCCGUCGCCCCUAAGAACGGCGUGCGCGUCCAUGUCCUCCACGACUUUGACGACGUUGCCUUUUUCGGGGGCAAACUGGCCGUCCUGCUCAUGGGGUGGCUGCACCCCGCCGCACCGCCGACCGCCUACUCUACAGACGUCGUUGCCCAGCACGCGCUCGACAUUGGCACCACGCUGACGAGUCUAGACCGAGACAACUGGUCCCCGGAAAGGACGGUGGCGCGCAUCAAGGCGCUCAAGAGCGAGAGGAGCUUGUCGGAUCGCCUGGACGGCGUGACGGGCAAGGUGGUCCAGGGCGUCGACAGAAUCCCGCUGCACCGCGUGGCCGUACGCAGCCAGUCCGAGGCCAUGAGGGACCAGUGCUUCGGCGUGGGGGGCAUAUGGAUACGCAGAGGAUACUUGUAG
Molecule: messenger RNA, 1803 nt
Organism: Metarhizium brunneum ARSEF 3297
Lineage: Eukaryota; Fungi; Ascomycota; Sordariomycetes; Hypocreales; Clavicipitaceae
Product: Riboflavin kinase
Biological process (GO): FMN biosynthetic process; riboflavin biosynthetic process
Cellular component (GO): mitochondrion
Molecular function (GO): riboflavin kinase activity
Source: RefSeq, a predicted model, not a curated record